UUACAGGUUGAAGAUAAAAGGGUGAAAGCCCAGAUUUGGGACACGGCUGGCCAAGAGCGCUAUCGUGCGAUCACUUCAGCUUAUUACCGAGGUGCAGUCGGCGCGUUGCUGGUCUACGAUAUCGCCAAGCAUAUUACUUACGAGAAUGUUGAACGAUGGCUCAAGGAACUGCGAGAUCAUGCCGAGCAGAAUAUUGUGAUCAUGUUGGUUGGUAACAAGAGUGAUCUUCGUCACCUACGAGCCGUACCAACCGAUGAAGCGAAACUUUUCGCUGAACGGAAUCACAUUUCGUUCAUUGAAACCUCAGCGUUGGAUUCAACAAAUGUUGAGAGUGCGUUCACUACGAUUCUAACUGAGAUUUACAAAAUUGCUUCAACGAAACAAAUCAAAGACGCUGGCACUCCAAUGGCAUCGCUCACGUCGAAUCGAAUCGUGAUCUCGUCAACGGUCGAUCAACGCAAAAAGAAACAACAGUGCUGUUCUGGACAAACAAAUUGA
Anisakis simplex (herring worm) is the source of this 498-nucleotide messenger RNA. Lineage: Eukaryota; Metazoa; Nematoda; Chromadorea; Rhabditida; Anisakidae. The record is from the annotation of a GenBank genome assembly.